This is a messenger RNA of Symbiodinium necroappetens, 2916 nucleotides long. The record is from the annotation of a GenBank genome assembly. Lineage: Eukaryota; Dinophyceae; Suessiales; Symbiodiniaceae.
AUGUGGCUGACGGCAUGGCAGUUGUUGCCAACCCUUUGGGGACUAGCUCAGGCUCAAGGUGGAUUGGAACAGGCACUGGCGGAAGAGCGCGAAAGAUGGUGGAAUGCUGGACACACCCAGGUGCAGUUGUGGGAUCAUUCCUGGUUGACUCCCCGGCUCGUCUGCGGAAUGCGCUUCAUGCGCGUGCCACCCAAGUCAAGCAUCGAAGGAGGCGUCUUUUUGCCCCUUGCGGGUAUGGGAAUGGGAGCCGAAGAGAUCCUCGCUGCCGUCAACACGAGCGGAACAGUUCCAAAGCUGAACUCUCCAGAGAAGCUCAUCGUGUGGACGUUCGAUGGCACUGAGUUUCAAGAGCGCGCUCUGGCGUUCUAUGCUGGUGGCAAACCCCCGAUGGAAGAUGUGUGGCUGCUUGCCUUGAUGUUGGCUGUACCUGCAUCCAAGCACAACAAUGUGAUGUCGGGCAGCGACAUGCUGGAACUUCAAUGUUCCGCAAUGGUGCUGCUGGCGAGCUACAUGUAUGCAGAGUACAUGACACUGCUGGUGCCUCCUGCUGUUUUGCUGAAGUAUUUCCAGCACACUUGGGAAGUGCACAGCCGUGAAGGGGCCCCGGAGUCCGCGACAGAGAUGCUGUCGCACUUCAGCUCUUUUGAGCCUUUGAAUACAGCCAUGAAUCAGUUCCAGCGGAUCUUGCAGGCCCGGCGACAGGCCUUUAGCUGUGCAGUCCUGGGCGAAAGAACAUGCCCCAACGACUUGGGGAAAGAUGCAUCGAUUAUCCGACCAUUGGUCGACGUUGUGAUCGUAAGAUGCCGAGAAGACGUGAGCUGGGCCUUCGACUGGAUAGGAAGGGUCCUCCGGGAUGAGUGGACCCCGGAAGUUGCAGGCUUAGAACUGCGGCUCCUGGUUUACGAGAAGUGCUUCUCUCCAGGAGAUUCCGAGGAAGAAGCGAUGACCGGCCAGCAGCUGAUCGACCGACUCCUUGACCUUGGGGUGCUGCAUCCAGGCAGCGACGCCAUCUACCUUGCGGAGCCACAAGGCUUCGAGAAUGUGGCCUAUGUGCACUACUGCAUGUCUCCGAAGUGGAGGGACUCAGACUUCGUGAUCUUUCUCCAUGGCUACCCCUUCGAUCACACGAACGAGAAGAUGCUCGACGAUGUCCUGAGGUCUAUGGCUCAGGGCACCUAUGCAGUACCCUUCGUCCACUUGAACAUCAAGCGCCUGCCUCGUAUUGCGGUGGAGCCUUGCCUUCAGGAGCUCAUCAGGCCAGCAUUGGAAGCUUGGCAUGCUGAUCAUCAGGUGCUUGGAACUGGGUAUUCUGGGGCGGUAUGCUUGGCAGAGCAUAGGUCCUCGAAGCGGCAGGUCGCCGUGAAGCAAUUUCGCAAGCGCCGCUUAAAGGAGCAUCGGCUGAAGAUGUUGAAGAGUGAAGUCGAGGUAUACCUGCGACUGGAUCAUCCCAACAUCUGUCGAUUACUGCAUGCCUACGAGGGUCGUCGGUACGUUUGGCUUGUUAUGGAAAUCUGCAGCUGUGAGCUGUACAGCAGGCUGUGUGAGCGGAAGGUCUAUUGCGAGGAGGAUGCUGCGGAUGUAAUGCGACAGAUGCUCCAAGCUAUCAAUUACCUGCGCCUUGGCACGCCCCAGCACAGCCACAACAUUGUCCACCGAGACCUCAAGCUGGAAAAUUGGAUGUAUGGAGCUCCCACAUGUCAAGAUCAAGAUCGAAUCAAGCUUAUUGACUUCGGUUUCUCCGAGAUCAUUCAGGAGGACACGAAGAUGGAGAUGCCAUGCGGGACGCUGCACUACACAAGCCCGGAGGUCCUCAGCCGGAACUACACCAAAAAGUGCGAUUUGUGGAGCUGCGGCGUAAUCUGCUACAUGCUUCUCAUCGGCCGACCGCCCUUUCGCGGAGCCAACAACGCACGGAUUGCCCGAGCCAUCUUAGAGGGAGACUUUCCCAAGGAAGGGCGAUGGGAAUUCCUGUCCUCCCAUGCGCAGGACUUUGUGAUGAGGUUACUUCAAAGAGACGUGGGAAAAAGGAUGUCUGCUUCUGCCGCUCUUGAGCAUCCCUGGCUGAAGGGUGGUGGCUGCACACCUUCGCCUGUCAUCGGUGUAUCCGUUCUGCAGAGCCUCAGGACCUUUGCGCAAACUUCUCACCUUCGGAGAGCCACUUUAACCAUCCUGGCGUACAGCCUGACUUCGACUGAGUUGGAAGGUUUGGAGCAGACCUUCCUCGACUUCGAUCAGACUGGACGUGGGACCGUCACGCUGGAGCAGCUAAGGGACGCCAUGCAGACUCGCCUCGAUGUCUCUUCGGCCGAGGUGAAUCGGAUCUUUCAAGCAGUCGACUUCACACAAAAUGAUGAGAUCCAAUAUACACCUUUUGUGGCAGCCUUGCUGGCCACCAGAGUCAAGCUUCAUCAGGACAAAGUUCGUGAGGCGUUCGAUGCUUUCGACAUCGAGGGUAAAGGUUGCAUCACGGCAGAGACCCUCGUGCAAGUCUUCAACAGUCAGCUCUGCGAGGGAGGUGCCCAAAGCUGUAUUUCCAAGGAGGAAGCAGAGGAGUGGGUUCGUGAAGUGGACUUCAAGGGCAACGGGGUCAUUGACUACCCUUCUUUUCUGGCCGCGAUGAUGGGUCGCAGCUCGAAAGGCCUUCCUUCCUCCGAGGACCUGGCGGAUCAGCCCAGCAUCCGAGUUUUCGAAGAGAGCCCGAGUGGCAGGCCGCGAGGACUAACAGAGUCCUUCACCGCGGCCAGUUGCACCCUUCGUCUUAGAGAUGCCAUCCUGGACACCUGCGACACGGACUCUGCCCAGAGCGAGAAGAGGGAGGGUCGAGGCCGUGCCAAGUCAUGCAACGGCCUGGAGGAAUGCUCAGAAAAGGUCCAAAUUCGGUUUCUAGCCUGUCCAGUGGACGAGCAUUACUUUUGA